Messenger RNA from Bactrocera oleae (olive fruit fly), 4900 nucleotides. Its product is annotated as probable phosphorylase b kinase regulatory subunit alpha. Gene Ontology annotation, biological process: glycogen metabolic process. The record is from RefSeq and is a predicted model, not a curated record. NCBI's taxonomy places the organism in Eukaryota, Metazoa, Arthropoda, Insecta, Diptera, Tephritidae. Gene Ontology annotation, cellular component: phosphorylase kinase complex. Gene Ontology annotation, molecular function: calmodulin binding.
GUUUGGCGAAUUAAAAUAUAUUAAAACCAAUUUAAAUUUCUAUUGACGUCUUUCACUGCAAAUUUUUAAAAUGCACCAAAAAUAAGAUUUGCGCUAAAAUUUUGUGCGAGUGGGAAAAUAAGAGAGAGAGAGAGAAAUAAAACUAAUUGGAAAUUGCAUUUUUUUUUUUUAAAUAACUGCUUAGGAUCCACUAUGGAGUGUAAAUAAUUCAUUGUGAACAGGACAUUUAAAACUUAGGUUUGGUUAGUCGUACACAAAAAUCCUCGAUAAAUAUAUGAUAUAAAUAUUUGUGUACCAUUUUCUAAUCAAAUAUGACUUUAUUUUUAAAUGGUCUAUAAAAAGUUUAGUUGCUAGUUAACUCAAAAAUAUCUCAUUGUGAAGGAAUUUAGUUCAUCAGCUGAUACUCGCAGUGAUUACUUUGACAUUGGCGUGACAUUUUUGGAAGGCGAUAGCGUAGCAGCAAUCAUCUGGCAAUAUUUUUACUAUUUUGUGAGAUUAAUUUUCAUUAAUAUAGUGAAUUUGUACAUAUUAAAAAAUUCGUGGGGCUAAGAACAAAUCUUACAUAAGGAUAUUGCAGAAAGGGGUGUAAGGGCUGUAACCAUAAGAGCCCCCAGAUACGGCUCUUAAAAUAGUUUGAUCUCGCUUGCUCUUACAAAGAAGGUGUUGCUUUGGAAAGCAAAAAAAUGCGCUCGCGCAGCAAUUCGGGCGUCCGGCUGGACUAUUACCAGCGUAUAGUGCACCGUCUGAUCAUGUCGCACCAAGAACCUGUCACUGGCUUAUUCCCUGCCUCCAAUAUUAAUUCACAUGCUUGGAUACGUGAUAAUGUUUAUUGUAUAUUGGCCGUAUGGGGUCUUUCGAUGGCCUAUAAGAAAAUUGCAGACCAAGAUGAAGAUAGAGCUAAAUGCUACGAAUUGGAACAAAGUUGUGUCAAAUUAAUGAGGGGCUUACUUAUGGCUAUGAUGAAUCAAAAAGAUAAAGUAGAACGAUUCAAAAUGACACAAAACCCAUUGGACUCAUUGCACGCGAAAUAUUCGAGUAAAAAUGGACAGCCAGUUGUUGGAGAUGGGGAAUGGGGUCAUUUACAAAUCGACGCGGUUUCUUUGUACCUUUUGAUUUUAGCACAGAUGACAGCAUCUGGAUUACAGAUUGUAUUCUCUUUAGAUGAAGUUUCAUUUAUUCAAAAUUUGGUAUUCUACAUAGAAUCAGCAUAUUGUAUUCCAGAUUAUGGUAUAUGGGAGCGAGGCGACAAAACUAAUCACGGUGAGCCAGAACUAAACGCAAGUUCAAUUGGUAUGGCCAAAGCAGCUCUAGAAGCAAUGAACGAAUUGGAUUUAUUUGGUGCUCGAGGAGGUCCUGCAAGUGUUAUACAUGUUUUAGCAGAUGAAGCACACAAAUGUCAGGCUGUCUUGCAAUCUAUGUUACCACGUGAAUCAAACAGUAAAGAACUUGACUCGGGAUUGCUUUGUGUAAUUGGAUUUCCAGCGUUUGCUGCGGAUGAUCCACAAUUAAUACGUAAUACGAAAGAUGCCAUUUUAUCACGACUUCAAGGAAAAUAUGGGUGCAAACGCUUUUUACGAGAUGGUUACCGUACACCCAAAGAGGAUCCAUCUCGUUUAUACUACGAACGUUGGGAACUCAGAAUGUUUGAAAACAUCGAGUGCGAGUGGCCUUUGUUUUAUUGUUACCUCAUCCUUUUCCACGCUUUUCAAAAUGACAAAUUAGCGGUAAAGGAAUAUGCAGAUCGUCUUGAGAAAAUUAUGGUCCGAGCAGACGAUGGAACAUUACUUAUACCUGAAAGUUAUGCAGUUCCGCAUAAUUUGGUAUCAAACGAAUACCAACAUCCCGGCUCGCAACCGCGUGAAGUAGUAGGCAGAUGUCCAUUCCUUUGGGGACAAUCUUUGUUCAUAUUAGGUCGACUAUUACAGGAGGGCUUCUUGGCAGUUGGAGAACUAGAUCCGCUUAAUCGUCGUCUAGGUGCCCAAAAGAAACCUGACGUUGUUGUGCAAGUGGUAAUCAUAGCUGAGGAUAACGAAAUACGUGACAAGUUAACAGAACAUGAUUUGCAUGUACAAACAAUAGCUGAGGUGGCGCCAAUUGAAGUACAGCCAGCUCGAGUUCUUAGUCAUUUGUACACGUAUUUGGGUCGUAAUCGGAAAUUAGGAUUAACAGGGCGUAAGUCUCGCGAUGUGGGUAUUUUGAGCACCAGCAAAUUAUACUCACUUAAGGAUCGUAUUUUUGCCUUUACACCACAAUUUGUUGACUUGAGUCGAUUUUAUAUCGCAUCUGAUAAUGAAUUAAUGAUUGACAUCCUGAAAGGAGAGAUAAAUUUCCUAAAAUCCGCUUGGGAUCUGCUGGGUCGUCCGUUAGUGACUCUAGUUUUGAGAAAAAUUCAUUUAGAUCAAGAUAAAAUACCACUGGCUAUGAUCCAAACAAUGCGUAAGCUAAAAUCUGGAUAUAUUAAUGGCACUCGAGUUAUGUUGGGCAACCUUAAGGACUUCUUAAAUACGUCGGCCAUCACCGAUCUAAGCUUUUUGGGUAGCACAGAAGAUGGUUACCCAGAUCGUUUGAAUCCCGACGUACAGGCAUAUUUGGACGAGCACUUGUUACGCUCAUUUAGCCAUCGCGGCAUGAUGAAACUACAUGGCGCUCAUUUGCGGCCACGUCAAUUGCGCAGGCGUAUGUCUUGCAAGGGUGCCAUUAAAAAAACACGUUCAAUCAAUGUCGAUUCUGAUAAUUUGGGUAUGGAAGGUCCGACACCAUUAACGGAAAGACGUUUAUCAUCGGUGAUUCCGCCACCAUGGUUGCUGCCAAAUAAAGCUAACAAUGUCAGUGUUUUUGCAACAACACCAGAAGAAGGUCCCACCAUAACAGUGGACCCAUUGAUUCGUGAAAACAUCUACCCCAUUGAUCCACAUCAUAGUCGUUCGGCCAUUGAACGCCGCAGUGAGUUUACAAGACAACAAGAAAUACAAGCUAUACCGAAAAUUCUUGUUCAACGCCAUCGCACCGAUACCAAUUUCGCCGACACAGAAGUGGAGGAAUUAAUUGCAAUGUUGCGUGAAACGGAGAAUCUGGAAGAACAAGGAGAUAUUUUGCAAUAUUUGGUCGACACACAGGGUUUGGACUUCAAUACUGCUGGCUUAGGUUUGAGGAAUAAGGAUUCCGACGUUGAGCAGGAUGAUGCGGAUGAGGCCAUUGCUGUUGCUUCAGUCUUAAAGGGCGAGUCAUGUGACAAUACAGAACUCCUACCCACGGUUAUCAUUGACUCUACUCUUACUAAUUCUACACUUCUUCCCACUGAAGGGAUGUUGGAGGACGGUCGCGUCGUUACGGUGCGUGAUCUUCUUAAAGGCCUAUACGAAAAAGCUUGCCAACAGAAGCUUUGGGGCCUCGUGCGUCACACAGCCGGUAUGCUUGGAAAACGUGUCGAGGAUCUAGCCAAGGCUGUCACCGAUCUGCUGGUUCGACAGAAGCAGGUGACUAUAGGAAUGCCACCCAACAAUGAGUACACAAUUACUGCGCCUUUACCGGAGAUUGAGUUACGUCAACUGAUCCAUGAUACUUAUGGGGAUGACGAAAGUACUGCGAUGUUGACGCAGGAAUUAAUGGUGUAUCUAGCUAUGUUUAUACGCACCGAACCCCAACUAUUUCAUGAAAUGUUGCGCCUGCGCGUAGGUCUCAUUAUUCAGGUCAUGGCCAAGGAGUUAUCACGUACACUUAAUUGUGACGGUGAAGCAGCCUCGGAACAUUUGCUCAACCUGUCGCCAUUUGAAAUGAAGAACUUGCUCUAUCAUAUACUGAGCGGAAAAGAAUUUGCUGUGAGCAGUGUUGCACGUGGAAAUCUCUCAAUCGUAAGCUGUAAAUCAAGUCGCGUAAGCAAGAAGAGUCAAAUUGGUUUGGGCGAACAAGAGGGGGAUGAUGCACUUAUAGCAACAAUCGAUGAUCGUCAAGGUCAAUGGCUAAGACGCCGCCGCUUGGAUGGCGCACUGAAUCGAGUGCCACGUGAUUUCUAUUCUCGCGUCUGGAGUGUACUUGAAAAAUGUCAAGGAUUGGCAAUCGAAGGACGCAUAUUACCACAGAGUUUGACCCAAGAAAUGACAACCGGCGAAUUGAAAUUUGCUUUAGAAGUGGAAACAGCACUUAAUCAAAUUCCACAACCAGAAUAUAGACAAUUGGUGGUGGAAGCCCUUAUGGUGCUCACACUUAUGACCGAACAUAAUAUGGUACCCUCACUGGGCGGUAUUAUCUACGUUGAACAUUUGGUGCACAAAGCCAAUCAAUUGUUUCUAGAAGAUCAACGUAAAGUGCAAGGUGAUGCUAUGCUAUGUUGUGCCAAAUCCAAAGAGGGUAAGGACCAGCAAGCAGCUUCCGGUAUGCUCUUAUGUGGCGGUGCAGCUUAUAUCUGCCAACACCUAUAUGACAGUGCCCCCAGUGGUAGCUAUGGCACUAUGACAUAUAUGGCUCGUGCAGUUGCUCUUGUUCUGGACUGUGUGCCAAAGCAUGGGGAAAUGGAAUGUGUAAUAUCCUAAAUAGUUGUACUAAAGGCGUAUGCUACUACUUUGCUCUAACUGUGGGAGCUAUCUAUUAGUCAGGUUUAAUCCGCAGCACUUAAACUAUUUUUAACUAGCUGCUACCUAUUAUAUAAGUGUAUAUAUAUAUAUAUAUAUAUAUGUAUACAUAUAUAUUAUAAUUUAUAUAAAUAUAUAUAUAUAUAUAUACAUAUAUAUUCGACAACAAAUUUGUUUAUAAUGCUCGAACCAUCGUAAGAUAAUUUUAAUUGAGUCACUUGUAUCGACGUAUUUCUAGCAGAAAGGAGCGGAGCAUCCGUAUGACACCAUAAUUGUAUUGAUAUUUUUCUUGUUUUAGUGGAAUUAUUGAAAUAAAGUUUUUUGCAAAAAUA